GAGCUAAUAGGCGCCCCCUAAAGAGGCAAGUAGUCAGAGGCGGAGGGCAGUUAAGCCCAUAGCCAGAAUCGCCAGUCUUAAACCGAACGCGAUGCCGACAAAAUGACGCGCUUACUCCACUUUAUUUCAAUUGGAAGCGUUUUGAUUGCACUUGCACUUGCAAACACGCAUUUAGCCAAGGACCUUGAUGAGUCUUCGCCAAAUGCAAAUGUAACGCGUGCGGUGGCAAAAGUCCACAGUCGACGGAAACGUUAUCUGGCAUUUCCGGAGGGUUCUUCGGUUUCGGCGGCGAUUUGCUUAACCGUUGGCAUGAUUGGUAAUCCAGAUGUCGACUAUCUGAGUUGGGCCGUCAAUUGGGGUGUCGCCUACGAUCUACCCAAUCAUAAUUGGGUGAUUCAGCAUGCCCAUGGCUUGGCAGCCAAUCUCACUAAGCCAAUGAUACUGCGUCGUUCGCGUCGUAGUUUCUUCGACGAGGUGCAGACAGCAUUCGACCACAUGGGAUUCAAUGGACGCGCCUGUGUAGCUCGUGCCCUCUGCGAGAGCGCUAAGUAUAUGCAUGCUCCCGGGCAACGCGGCAACAUGUUGGAGGAACUUGUGCGUGCUGUUUUCAGUCUGCCCACUUCAUCCGUUGUGGAGCAUGAGCCGCAGGCGCAUCAUCACUACGACCGAAUCUAUCGACACUCGAAGCGACAGACACGAGAGUGCCAUGAGCUCUAUCCGGGCUGCCACUUCUCUUUGCUGGCACUGGCUCUGGGCAACUUUGCAUCAGCUCCAGCGCAGUUUAACAAAUACAAUUUCAUGUGAGAAACUAAUUGCUAGAGAAAGCUGGUAAAAUAAAUGCGGUGGAAAUAAGUUAAAUCUUAAAUUGGCGUGAAAAUUAUGAACUCAAUCAAACAAAAACAAGUAAGGAACCUAAUGUUGAGUGUGCUCAACUGUGCGACACGCAUU
Molecule: messenger RNA, 948 nt
Organism: Drosophila sulfurigaster albostrigata
Lineage: Eukaryota; Metazoa; Arthropoda; Insecta; Diptera; Drosophilidae
Exons: 3
Coding region: 103-804 (233 amino acids)
Source: RefSeq, a predicted model, not a curated record